Messenger RNA from Lipotes vexillifer (Yangtze River dolphin), 565 nucleotides. It is a transcript of the gene IL5, whose product is annotated as interleukin 5. The transcript is spliced from 4 exons. Gene Ontology annotation, cellular component: extracellular region. Lineage: Eukaryota; Metazoa; Chordata; Mammalia; Artiodactyla; Lipotidae. The coding region runs from base 33 to 440 and encodes 135 amino acids. The record is from RefSeq and is a predicted model, not a curated record. Gene Ontology annotation, molecular function: growth factor activity; interleukin-5 receptor binding. Gene Ontology annotation, biological process: immune response.
UUGCCAAGGCAAACGCUCAACAUUUCAGAGCCAUGAGAAUGCUUCUGCAUUUGAGUUUGCUGGCUCUUGGAGCUGUCUACGUUUGUGUCAUUGCUGUAGAAAGUCCCAUGAAUAGACUGGUGGCAGAGACCUUGACACUGCUCUCCACUCAUCAAACUCUGCUGAUAGGUGACGGGAACUUGAUGAUUCCUACUCCCGAACAUACAAAUCACCAACUAUGCAUUAAAGAAGUCUUUCAUGGAAUAGACACAUUGAAGAAUCAAACUGCACAAGGGGAUGCCGUGGAAAAACUAUUCCAAAACUUGUUUUUAAUAAAAGAAUACAUAAUAGACCUCCAAAGAAAGAAGUGUGGAGGAGAAAGAUGGAGAGUAAAACAAUUCCUAGACUACCUGCAAACUUUUCUGAAGGUGAUAAACACCGAGUGGACAAUGGAAAGUUGAGACCAACCUGUCUCACUGUAGCGAGAGAUUCUGGAGGAGGAGAAGGAUGUUUUACUGCAACAAGGAUGAGGGCCAACCAAGGGUGGGGCCUUAAUAUUCAGUGUAAUGAAACUUCAGAGGCAAAG